UGUAAAAACGUGUAGCUUAUGGACGCGGUGAGAAGAGCAGGUAGCAGGGUAUCUUUAGCUUGCUUGUUGUUGGCAGUGUAGCGUCUCUCUACAAUGUAUUCUGUUUUAAUUAACGCGUUACUGUCCAGCUCUCCUGACUACGACAUUUUGUUUGAGUCUCUAACCUGGCCGCGUGACUCAUGGCCGGGGACGGAGCGAGUGGAAGCGCUGACAGCUUUCAUUGAAGGACUCGGACCCCUCUUGGCCGACUCGGACACGACUACGUUUUCAGCUGCGAAAAGAGGAUCUAUUAAAAGUAAAAUCGACUCGAUGAUUUGGACACAGUGUCUGCCUCUCCUCUCCGGGAUAGCAGCAGAAGCCGGUGAGGACAUGCGGUGCAGGGAGAGCACUGCUGCUGCAUGCCGACUCUUGAACAUCUGUGUCCGGCUGUGUGAUGAGACUGUGCCGGGGAGAGUGGCUCUGUCUGUCCUGCCCUCGCUCCAGCUGUCAGAGGAGGAGGUGCCCGCUCCGGGACGACUCAGCGUGGAGGUUGCCAUUGAAGUCAUGGCUGCUCUUGUGCCUUCUCUGUCAGCUGAUGAACAGCUCACACUCACCACAGUGUCAUCUGCCUUGUCAUGCAUCAAAACACUCCCUGAUGCAUUGGUGUCUAAAAUCACAGUCAGGCUUCUCCUAACUGUCCUGAACUGCUGCAGCGGUGCGAAGUUAACAAGCAUCCUCAAGUUGAUCCUGGAUGACCUGUGCAGCUGGCACUCCACUGACAGCACACCUGUGGUCACAGAGCGGGCACUGCUGUGUCUGACCGCCCUGUCAGACCACCUGCUGAAACCUCACUACCUUCCCUCCUCUUCAUCUUCCUCCUCCUCAUGUGAGCCCGACCCUCGUCUGUCCCUCCAAUUCUGGAGGAUGGUUCAGGAUGGACUGACGCACAGAGACAGCCUGUCACGUAAGAGGGCGUUGUACCUGCUGAAAAUGUGCGUGGCCCUGUCAGAGGAGGAGGGGGUGGACUGUCCUGUCUCUCCAUCAGAGGAAGAUGAGAUCUUAUUCAAAUGGGCUCCUAACAGGAGCAAGUUGCUCAGAGAGUUUUGGGAGGACUAUGCACUGGUGAUGGAGACACUGGAGGAAAACCAGGUUCAUGUCGUCCGGCCAGUUCUAAACAGAAUAGACACACUGAUCCAAACAACAGUGAAUGAUAGUCAAGCUUCAGGUCAAGUCUUCUUCCACCCCUCCUGGCUGCUGUGUGUGUACCAGCGCAUGUUCCACAGUGAGAAUAAAUCCUUAAUGAGAGAGGGAGUGUGUCAUCUGCUCGAGCUGCAUGUCCUCCAGCAGCCAGCCUUUGCUCUGGCCUUUUCUCAGUUCAUUGUGGGCCCCUUUAUGGAUGUUUUGUCUGAAUCUUCACUCUUCCAAAGGUCAGUCGGGCAGAGAGUAGGAGACUGUCCUGAGCUCGGGGCUAAACUCCAAGUCUUCAUGGCCUCCUUCUUCAGCAGCCUACCAUCAGAGCACAGAGGCCGUUUGCUGCUGCAGAUGAUUCAGCAGCUGUGCUCGAAGCACUGGUGUGCAGUACCCCUCCUCUUCCUCUCUCAAGCUCUAUCUGAACUCCCCCCGAGCCCACUAGUGGGGAUCGCCGGGCUCACCGCUCUCAGGGAGGUACUGCGCUGCACCAUGAUCACUCAUCAAGUCCUGCUGAGAGGUGCUGCUCAGUGCUUCCUGCUGAAUACCGCCCUCUGUCUCACAGAAGUGAGCUCGGUGACCCUCGAUGAUGUUUUUAGUUUCCUGAUGGAUUUCCGUGCAGACGAGUCACUGUGUAGAGGGACGCAGAUUUGGAAUCAGGCGUGUGCCUGGCUGUUGGACAAUGAAGGCACUUUCAAGCUGAGGAUUAUGGAUGGAGAUUGUGCUGGUGCUGCCACUAAGAAAGAAACUGUAAGAGACUACGUUCAAAGCGAGAUACACGCCUAUCUCCGAGUCCCAGCCAGCACAGGUCACACUGAGAGGUUACCCGACUCCAGAGAGGCCGAUAAGUUGGCCAGGGCCAUUUUGCUGUGUGUGGAUAUGGAGAGGAAUCAACUCGGAGCAGAGGUCGGUAACACUCUGGAGACGCUACUGUCUCCGCUGCUGGACACCCUGAGCAGAGUCAGCACCAACAUCUACUUGCCUCUGCGCAAGAGUGACAAGAGCCUGCAGCUCGUGCUGCGACUGUUCCAGCUUGGAGGAACACCAAGCUGUCAGCAUGCUGGAGGGGAGCAAGAGGAUACUGUGAUGGUUGCCACGGAGAGGCUAAUUUUUAAACACGUCGAUCCAAUCCAGGAGUUUAUCUUGAGGCGGCUGCUUGGGGAACUGCAGGAGCUGUUUGAUGUGGAGCGGGCAGAGCUGUAUCUGUGUGUCCUGAAGCAGCUGGUGGUCUUGUACAGUUCCACACCACAGCACCUCGGUAAAAUGCAGCAGACAUAUUUCCCCAAACUCAUCAAGUACAGCAUCAAGGUCCUGCAAGAACCAAGCCAGCAGAUCCACUCUGUGGCAAACCAGGUAGCUAAGACAGUUGCUAUGGCAUCCCUGGCUAUGGUAUGUGGUUUUGUUGGGCAGGAAGUGAUUGACAUGCAAUCAGAGACCAUUUCUGCUCUGAGAACACUGAACGAGUACUUCUACGAUCCAGUGUCAACUUCCCCCCAAAGUCAGCCCUCUUUAGGAAACUUUAAUAAACGCUUGCACAAACCACAGACAGGAGACAGUUCAAGUGAUGUAGGAAUGCAGGGUCGUCUGCUGCAGGACUGGGGACGCAUCGCUGCCAAUUUUAUGCGGGACCAGUGGAUUUGUCUGAGCUUCCUGAUCAAGGCUGUUGGGAUCCCUGAGUCUGUAGAGAUUUCCAAAGUGUCUGAGACUCUCAAGGCUGCUCUGAGCUGCAGUGUGGAGGCCCUGGCUCUGCUGCCCAGUGAUCUGGUGCUGCCUGUGCUCACAUUUAUGGAGACAGUGCUGCCAAAACUACUGCCUCAUGAGGAGGCCCUGUGUGUGGAGGCUGUGACUCUGAGCUGGCAGCUGGUGCAGGGGCUUAACACCACCGCCCAUGAUUUCUGGCCGGCCCUGAAAGGUUUCGUCUCCAUGGCCUUCCACGGAAAACUGCUUGAGCUGACGGACAUUUCUGCUCCGACACUUCUGGCCACCUUGAAACAGAUUGCUGCUGAGCUGAUAGAGCUGUCUCAGUCAAAGAGCGGAGUGCUCGGUGUGCUGCUUCAACACUGCUGUCAGACAUGGCUGCCCACAGACCGAGGCAGCGGUGACAUGGCUGACACAGUGUUUGCCAGUGUUUUCAGCCACAUCAACAUACUCACAGAGGCUUGUGUCUAUGGACCUGUGUUCAGGAGAGAUCAACGGCUCAUCCAGGAUAUCCAAACAUAUGUGGAGCAGCUCGGUGAAGAGUGUGCUGCCAAUGUGGCUGUAACAAGUGAUAACAGGGAUGACCAGUUGCCUCGCACAUGUGUACUGGCCUUCCUCAGCCGCCUGGAUUCCUCGAAUCAGCAGCAUGAAAGACUGAUGGAGCAACUGGUCAUGGAUUUGUUGAAAAAGGAUAAUGACAUAUCAAAGUCAAAAGUACGUUACUAUAGCAACUCCCUGCAGCAUCGUGUCAAAAACAGAGUGUGGCAAGCACUGCUGCUGUUGCUGCCCAAACUCCGAGAGGAGUUUGUCGCCGCUGUGCUGAACAGUGUGUUUGAAGCUGGAUUCUGCAGCAACCAGGCCUCAGUCAAGUACCUGAUGGAGUGGAUGAUGAUUCUGAUUCUCGUCCGCUAUCCACAACACAUGGACAGCUUUUGGGGCUGCUUCAACAGGGAUCAUGACAAGACCAAAACAAGCAUCUGCACCUUCCUGUCAGUCCUGGUACAUUUCAAUGUCAUCAUUCCUAAUCUGAAGGAUAAGGCUGUGCAUUUGCGUAAAGCGCUGGACAUCAUCCUGCAGUGGUGUUUCAACCAUAACUUCAGCGUGCGUCUGUAUGCCUUACUGGCCCUGAAGAGGGUGUGGAGCUUGGCUGGAGACAGGGCAGAGGACGGUGCUGAUGGGUUGGGAGGGCUGUCCACUGUGAUCAAGGCCUGUCUGAACCAGGCUGAGGCCAUGCAGAGCACUGGAAAUGCCAACAAGAACUGGACGAGGAUUCAGGAGCACUUCUUCUUUGGUGCCUUUCACCCUAUCAGGGAUUACAGUGUUGAGACUAUAUUCUAUACUUUCCCCAGUCUGUCAGAGUUGGCCGAUGAUGAGUGGAUUCCACCCUGGAAGUUUGAGAAACUGUCAUGUUUCUCUGAGAGUCCAUCUUUUCCUCUGAGAAAUCCUGCUCCUGACCUGAGCCAGCUCCAGCCUGGAGACUGGAUCCAGCAGGACAAAGGCGAGCAGAAUAAGGAGGAGCGCUGGGCAGAGGUGCAGAAGAAGAUCACUCCCUGGAGGUUGGGGAUCCAGGAGCAGGAGCCCGAACUUCAGCUGGUUCCUCAGCAGAGGGCUGCUCGACUGGGCAAACUGCAUGGCGCCCUGCUGGUGGUAGCCUCGCUCAUCGACAAGCCCACCAAUCUAGGAGGUCUGUGCAGGACCUGUGAGAUCUUUGGUGCCAGCGCUCUGGUUCUAGACAGCCUCCGCCACGUCGGUGACAAACACUUUCAGUCCCUGAGCGUCUCGUCUGAGCUGUGGCUUCCUCUCUUAGAGGUGAAGCCAUUGGAGCUCGCUGACUUCCUGCAGGUAAAGAAGAGUGAAGGGUACUGUAUUGUUGGAGUGGAACAGACGGCCAACAGUCAGAGCCUGCAGGAUUACCAGUUCCCUGAGAAGACCCUGCUACUUCUGGGCAAUGAACGAGAGGGUAUCCCCGCCAACUUGCUCCAGAUGUUUGAUGUGUGUGUGGAAAUCCCUCAACAAGGGGUCACCCGGUCACUCAACGUGCAUGUGAGCGCUGCCCUGCUGAUUUGGGAAUAUACCCGGCAACAUCUCACCUCUGGCUCAGCUGAAGGCAACUCCAAAUCUGAAAAGUGAGGACGAAACCGGCAGUGCAGCCCCAUGGAUGUGACAUCUGACCUCUCUCGGUCCUCUCUGGUGUGAAAAGCAUCUCGGGGAACAUGAGGACGCUCCUUACAGUUCAUGCCAGGACCUUGAGGAUUUUUAUGUUCUGUCUGAGGACUCCAUCCUUUGAGGUUUUAAUGUGGUCAGCAGUCAUCAUCGCUGCUCUUGUGCCUUAAUGAGAGUCAUGAAUAGAGAGAGAGAGACUGGUUAUUACAUCUAAAUAUUCCACUGGGCAUGCUGUUAUAUUAAUGGAGGCAAUCUCUGUGUUGGCAGAGCAGAUGCAUUAAUGGAGAAUUUCCCCUUUGAGGGGGAAGUGUCUUGUUUAUGUGAGCAAUUAGAUUUUUCCUCAUGGCACCAGGACUGGACUAUAAUGUCCAUAUCCAGGAAACUAUUAUACAUAAUGUAUAAAUUCUGAUUUUGUUAUGACAUAAUUCUCUGUGUUGUUAAUGUUAUAUUGCAGUUCAGGAUUUUAAAUUAACUUUUUUUUUUUUACACAGUUGAAUAAAUAAAACUUUGACAUUAUCUGUUUUAUCAACCUGUGUUAUCUUUUUUAUUUUGAUUAGUGAUUGCAUAAUCAAAGGCGGCAGUGAAGGGGUUAAAUAAGGUACAGGUGUUCCUGCAUCCUCCCUCCCCUAAAAAAAAGAAAGAAUAGGAGUUGGUUUACCUGGAGACCGUCCGACCGGAGGAGGAGCAAAUGGAGGACGUUUGAUCACUCAUUUUCCGUCAAGUCAGGCUUGUAUGUGAUUAACCAUGUGAGGACAGCGGUUAUUGGAGCGGGACAUGGGUUACGUGGAUGGCCACUGGUCGGUGUCCCUGAAGGCAGCAGCGGCCAACGCGAGCGGAACGCGCGGCGCGGGGCUCGGUGUGUCCCGGCAGACCCAGCUGCUCCUGGAGGUCCUCAUGGUGUUUAUGUGUUUGGGCGCAGUGACAGGUACAGAAUCACCUGGAGACAUUUUAUUCAUUUCGUUAAGUUAAAACUUAAUGAAACACGAUGUGUUAAAUGAUUCUAUAAGAAACGUUCAUCUAUACUGCUGAGCAAGAGCACUUAAACGCAACAUUAUACUUCUGUGAUUUAUUUACUCCGCACUUUUGUGAUAUGUCCCACGAAAUUAACAUAGUGACGUAUGGGUGGUAAAUAGGCUAGCUGUAUAUUAGUUGUAAAUAAAUUUGGGAAUUUGUUGAAAUAGUAUAUGAGUUAAAAGAAGAGUGUAGGAAAGAGAUGGGGACAUAGGCUAUA
This is a messenger RNA of Epinephelus moara (kelp grouper), 6259 nucleotides long. RefSeq names its product TAR (HIV-1) RNA binding protein 1 (gene tarbp1). Bases 94 to 4995 code for a protein of 1633 amino acids. Gene Ontology annotation, biological process: tRNA methylation. NCBI's taxonomy places the organism in Eukaryota, Metazoa, Chordata, Actinopteri, Perciformes, Serranidae. Gene Ontology annotation, molecular function: tRNA (guanine) methyltransferase activity; RNA binding. The record is from RefSeq and is a predicted model, not a curated record. The transcript is spliced from 29 exons.